GAUUCGUCAAAUACGCGAUUUGCAAAUUUUGAGUUCUUCAACAUUAUAUUAUUCGAUGAUGAACAAAAUUCGAGGAUAUCAAACCGCGAAUGUAAAGGAAUUUCUGUAUUUCCGAAAACGGUUACUGCCGGAGAUUUGAUUCUGAUACGAAAAAUCAUAGGCUUUGAGAUAUAGAUAUUUUUCAGACAUUGAAAAGGCGAGGAAGCUAUACUGGCCUUAAUUGGCAGACUUUUUUUUUUAAUCGAGGAUUAUUGUAUUUUACUGUUAUGAAGUAUUAUGAAGGUUGUGUUGAGGUAAACAAAACCUCUCUUCUGAGGGAUUGGGUCAGAAUGAAUGGAUACAUCUCUCAUGAACAAACAGUAUUUUUAAUGUUUUUUAUCAUGAAAAAACGGAUAAUUGUUUAAAAAAAAAAGAAGUGAUGAUCAGAGGGGUUGGUUAAUCUUAAUCUUAUCUUUAGCGAAUCUCAUUUGGUAUGCAAUAGACCUAUGACUCAUCCUUCGAUAUCUUUUCAAUAAGAAAAUUCAGAAAAUUAAUUUUCUUCGGCAUUUCACUAUGAGGCAUUGCUCGGUAUGUUUGAUUAAAAAUAUGCCUGGGGACAACCUAAAGGGUAAAACCUUUAUCGAGAAGAGGAUCCCUAUAACGUCAUGGCUUCCUAAAUAUAACACAGAGGACUUGGUGGCGGAUAUAAUCGCAGGGGUCACCGUCGGGCUCACCGUUAUGCCCCAGGCAUUGGCUUACGCUGCGCUGGCCGGGCUCGAACCUCAGGUCAUAUGGACUGUAUUCUUCCUUCCUCGGUUGCUUCGUGUACACGGUGUUCGGAAGCUGCAAGGACAUAACGAUAGGACCCACUGCCUUGAUGUCCCUCAUGACUUAUCAGCAAGUUUACAACAGGAAUCAGGAUUACGCUGUUCUCCUAUGCUUCCUAUUAAGAGGGACCUGCACCAUUUUUGGCUUUCUUCAGAACACCAAUGGAAACCUACUUUUUCCUCCAAGUGGAACCUUCACUUCUGGUUUUUUUCUGACAAUGAGCAAAGAGGACGACCACUCGACGGAGGAAGUCUUGUUUUCCUCCCUGAGUUCGAUCGGAGUCCGGCAGACUGUAUCGUAGUGACUCAUAUCGUUCGCGAUCUGUUAUGUGUUUUGGUUGAGUUUAUUUCGCAACCUGUCACAGUUGGAUUCACAACGGCUACGUCGGUGAUUAUUGUGGUUUCACAGAUCAAAGGCCUCCUUGGCCUAUCAUUUACUUCUGAAGGCUUUUUGCCUACGUUGAUGAAAAUUGUUGAAAACAUUCAUGAGACCAAAUUUUGGGACACCACGUUAGGUUUAGUUUGUAUAGCUAUCUUAUUAUUAUUAAGGAAAGUUAAGGAUCUAGUUGUUGUUGAUAAAAGAUCUCCCAAACAAAAAAGAGUAAUAGCGAAAUGUUUGUGGCUACUUUCAACUUCUCGCAAUGCUCUGGUCGUUGUAGUGUGCUCAUUUAUAUCAUUUGUCCUUCAUAACAAUAAUAAUGGUAGUGUGCCCUAUAAGCUGACAGGAGCUGUAAGAUCAGGUAUUCCAGCAGUUCAGUUGCCACCUUUCUCGACUACUAUCGGUAACGAAACAGUUGGCUUCUUUGACAUGGUUUCUGGUCUUGGAUCAUCCAUCAUUUUAGUACCUAUCAUAGCAGUAUUGGGAAAUGUUGCUAUAGCCAAAGCUUUUGCCAGUGGAGGUUCGGUGGAUGCUACACAAGAACUUCUGACAUUAGCUGGUUGUAAUCUCCUUGGUUCUUUUGUUUCUUCUAUGCCCGUCACUGGCUCAUUUUCAAGAUCAGCUGUUAAUCAUGCGAGUGGAGUUAGGACACCAAUGGGUGGAGUUUAUACAGGGGUUCUGCUUUUAUUGGCACUUGGAGUCUUAACACCUUAUUUUUAUUACAUACCUAAAGCAUCACUUGCAGCUGUGAUAAUAUGUGCUGUUAUAUUUAUGAUUGAAUAUGAAGUCAUUAAGCCGAUGUGGAAAGCUAGUCGAAAAGAUUUGGUGCCGAUGUUUACCACUUUCAGUGUCUGUUUACUAAUUGGGGUAGAAUUAGGAAUACUGAUUGGUGUUGCUACAAAUAUUGCAUUGUUACUAAUUUAUGCUGCUCGACCAGAUAUAUAUAUUGAAAAGAGUCAGGAAAAUAAUGGAACAGAAUAUACUAGGGUGAAACCUAGUUCAAGUAUUCAUUUCCCAGGGGUAGAGCACUUUCGCACUGCUGUUCUCCAAGCUGCUGAAACCCACCUUCCUGUUGUUAUCGAUUGUACGUUUAUGCAAACUACAGAUUUUACAACAGCCAAAAGUAUUUCUGUCUUAUUAAAUGAGUUUUAUAAGCGACAUCAGGCUUUAUUUUUCUACAAUGUGAAACCAAGUCUAGCUGCUGUGCUGUCUCCUAUUUGUACAAAGCAUUUUGUAAUAAUAUCAAACAAUGAUGAACUAGCUCGUGCUUUACAAGAUGUUCAUAAAAACGGCAUUUCAGAUGAAAUUACACAAGUCUCAACUGAGUUGACCGAUUUGACACAUCGAAAAAGAAACCAAAAUGGAUCAGAGUUGGAAGAAAAAUGUGAAGAACCACUGCUUACCUAUUGUAUAAAAGGAACAAUUGUUCCAGGAAAUCCUUCAAUUUAGAUUUCCCAGCAAACAAAAAAUAAAAAGAUUGUAUGUAUGUAGUAAUCCUUGCCAAACAGUAUUUAUAGGACUUGAACUGUAAAUGACUAUUUUUUUAUGUUAGUAAUUAUUAGGUUAUUGUGGCAUUUGUAAAUAUAAUCAUAAUGUGAUGUGGAUGUUUUUCAUCAGUAGAUGGAUAUUAUUUAAUAUACUGCCACGCCAGUUUGAUACCAUUAAAAUUCAGACUGAAACGUGAAAUAUUGUUUUCAUGGCACUUAUGAAAACAGGACAUGUGUUUGGUGCAUUGUGUUUUAUUCUGUGAUAAACUACUGUUAGAUAUAUCUCUACCAUUCCGUAGCACAGUGCAUUCUGUUUUCUAUUGUAGUUUUUGUAUUAAAUGUUAGUUAUUGUAAAUACACUUGUAUCUUGUAUUUUCACCUGUAAGUUUACUUUUAAUUUUCAUUCACUAUUUUAAACUUAUAGUUUGUAGUCAGUUUUAAUUUUGGGUGAAACAGAUUAAAUAUUGGAGGAUGAAUCGGGAGUUUGAUCUGCAUUAAGUUAAUAUUUGUUUUUUUUUUCUGUUUUUGUAUUUUGUAUUGUAAGAAUAUCAAAUAUUUUGUCUUGUUUUUGUCACUUGUACAUUUUGUGUACUGUAACACAAUAAUUUCUUAUUAUAAUUAUACUGUGUAUACAUUUUCAUUUAAAUAUUAAUUUUUUGUUUAUGUUGGACAAAUGAAUAAUUUUGUUCUUUGAUUUUCACUUAAAGUGGUUUGUGAUAGAAAUUCAACAGAUCCUAUCUAUUAAUACUAAACAAACAAUUGUUAUCUCUUUUUUUCAUAAAAGAAAGUAUUGUAGGUAUUUGAAAAAAUAACUUAUUGAAUUUCUAAUUAAUACACGAUUUCUUACAAACGAUUCUGUGAACUUGCAUCCUUGUACCUGAAAUGAUUUGACAGGGACUUUGUCAUUAUAGUUUCUCUAAGAUCUAUGUUUUUUUACUUAAUAUUAUAUGAAUAUAUGAAGGAUGUGAAUUUUUAAAUUUGUAUCAUAAUUCAUUGUCUUUGACUUGUUGACUUUAUUUUUGAUAAAAGAUUUAUUUCUUUUAAGCUAGAAAAAUCUUACUUAACAUUUUUAAAUAAUGUUAUGUAGUUUAAUAUUGCCUGUAUUGAGGCCAUUCAUUAUAUUAUGAAUAAGGUAUAUUCCUAAUACUAUUUGAACAUUUUAAUAUUUAGUUCAAACACUAUGUUUGUAUCCCAAGAUCUGAAUUAUUUUAGCUUUAUAGAUAAAGUUAUACAGAUUGUCUCAAUAUUAUAAAGCAAAACUGAAUCGAUACAAUGGGAUUAGUCUAAUAAAUAUGACAAUUUAAACUUGACAAAAAUGGUAUUGGUUAAUUACGAUAAAUGCUUGUGAUAAAAUAACUUUUGUAUUGAAAUGUGACGAAUAUUUCUGAAAGAAUUUUAUUUUUCUGAGAAGUUACUAGUAGAACUUUAACCAUUUAUUAGUGUUUUAUUUAAUAUAUAUAUACGUCUAUCUUUUUUUGUAACUCUUAAAUUUCCCAUUGGUUGAGGUAAGAAGAUAUGUUAUCUACAGGAUAGAUGAAAUGUUAUUUUUUAUUAACAUGUACUUCAAUUUGAACCUUUGCUUUGACAUCAGUUGUUAAUUUUAUAUUUUGUUAAAUAAUUUAAGAAAACAAGAGUGAAUAAUUUUAUAAUACAUUUUAUUAAAGCAUUUUAUACAUCGA
Messenger RNA from Nezara viridula (southern green stink bug), 4351 nucleotides. Lineage: Eukaryota; Metazoa; Arthropoda; Insecta; Hemiptera; Pentatomidae. The record is from the annotation of a GenBank genome assembly.